Molecule: messenger RNA, 2356 nt
Organism: Onthophagus taurus
Lineage: Eukaryota; Metazoa; Arthropoda; Insecta; Coleoptera; Scarabaeidae
Gene: uzip
Product: beta-pore-forming protein unzipped
Source: RefSeq, a predicted model, not a curated record
CGACGACGACGACGGUUUAGAACCAGUCCUUCCGACAACACGUUUCUGGACGUACGUCGCAGUCGAAUCAGCGUCGUCUCGAAAAGUGCAUUUCCCGGCUAAACGAAACGAAAAUCAAUAGAGGCCAAACAGGAUUUUCCGUGCUAUAUUCACCGUUAAGUUUUUUUCCAAGUGAAAUACAUAGUGUUUUUCAUCUUUUUUAAAAUCCUUUCCAAACCAUAUUAUUCGUGAUAUGAUAACAUUUUCUUAUUGAGAUAUUUAAAAAAAUAAAUCCAAAAAUGAAAGUGUCACUAUUCACAAUUUUCCUCCUAAUAAUCCAUCAAUCUUCCUCUUACAACAGCGUACACCUCCUAGCAGAAAAUCUCGAGCAACUUGUAACAUCAACAACCCUUUCUUGGGUAUCAGCUAGCUCCAAAUCCAAGCCAGAUUACGAAAACGCUGUUAUUGGAGCUUAUGAGUCACAAUUAGAUGAUAGCACUGAAGAUAACUCAAUCAAAAACCCGAUUUACGUCUGCAGAGCGAAACAAAAUACUUUCUGGGUGGCAGGUCAUUUAAGACCUUACGAUAGAAAAUGUUUAAUGAGCGUUCACGGAAUCGUACACGAAGUAGAGCGUUACGAGCUUUUGAUCAACACCGAGAAUUCCGCGAGAUUAAGCUGGGUGAAAAGAGAUAAAUUCAGUACAGAUCCUGCGGGUGUCGUAGUCGGCGGAGAAGAUCCCUACAAGAAUUACGUCGCUAGAAAACCAUUAGAAAACAACCCAAGUUUAACCCACCUCUUAGGUAACCUAGAUCCCAACCGAGAAUUUGGAAUAAUCACCUUCGUCGAGGAUAAUAAAGAAGCGAUUUCAGACGAGGGCGAAUUAUUAGUUGAAACCGAACCGAUCAAAUACGAAAUGAUCGAUGUUAAAUACGAAAACGUUCGAAAAGGCCAACCGCGCGAAGAACGAAUUUUAGGAAACGUCGUCUUAAAAAACGCCAACCUAGAUGGGGACACAGCAAGAGUUGAAACCGUAAUCGGUUAUAACUACACUUAUAAAUUAUAUUGGGGACACGGACAUGGAUUACUUUCCGGGUUACCUUUUGACGUUCACGACGAAAAGGAUAUCCGCAAGAACAAGUGGUCGAUUCCCGAACAAAGAAUAGAGGUUAAGAUUGAAAGUAUCGAGUACUUUUUAAUACCAGGCACCGCGGUGAACGUCACUUUAAAGGGAAUCUACGUCGAAGCCGACUUACCCUACACCGGAACUGUUAUUUCAUACUAUAAAGAUGGCGAAAAGCGCGAAAGAACCAUUCGAGAUAGCAAAAGAGAAUCGACAAUGUUAAGCGUCACCCCGGAAUUUGGCCCCGUUUAUUUCCUUCAUAACAAUAGUUUUGUUCCAACAACCACCACAACAACCACGACGACAACUACAACCACAACUACAACAACUAGACGCACCACAAUGGUCACUGAACCUCUUCCCAUCGAAAUACCCGAAAUCCAAGAAACCGUUAAACCAAAGAAAACUCACGAUACCGAAGGGAGAAAACAAGAAAAUAGUAGUAUGCAGUCUGAUGAUGGCGGCGCUUUAUCUUUGAAGAAAAAAGAAUCAUCCGCAUCGAGCGUGACCGUGAAUAUGCUUACAUUUAUAGCCAUAUCGGUUCAUUUGUUGAGGGUGACGUAAACGCCAGGUUUAAAAAUGAAAGUAAAUAUCUCGCUGCUGGCAGCUUUGAUGUGAUAGUCCUAUAGUUUGAUGUACAUAUAUCGCUUCGUUUUUUUUUUGAUUAUCUCUCUCUUACUACAUAGUCACCCUUCUUCUCUUAUUCUUAUUCUACUUCUUCUUACACUCUAUAUUUGUAUAUAUUAUAAAGAAAAAAAGAAUCUGUACGUGUUUGUAAAUAUUAUAGCGCUGCGAAGAAGUGUCAGAAGUGAUAUAAUAUGUUUUUAAAAAAUAUUUAAUAAUGCGCGUUUAGUCGCAAAGAUUUAGGCCAUAGCAAAAAAGACGAACGAUAAGAUGAUGAUAUUUUUUCAAAGAAUUACGUGUAGAACAGUAUUUCUAAAUGUAGUAGGAAACCGGAGGUGUGGACAUCUAAAGUUCCGUCCGUUGUUGUAUCAUCCUCGAUCGUUAGAUGUCCGUUUCUCUAUGACGGAACCGUUUUCACGAUGAAGGCGAAAAUUAAAAAAAAAUUUUUCGUAUUUUGACGAUGAUGGAAAAAAUUUCGAAAGGGACCGCGUAGAGGUUUGUCAAGUACAAUUUCGUUGAAUUACACCGACUGACUGAUUAUUUUCCGCAAAGUUUAGUUAGGUACUAUGUAAAUUGUUUAUUGUAGAUAUUAUUCCGACAAAUACUACUUAAAAAUAAAUUAAAUCAAAUUA